This is a messenger RNA of Triticum aestivum (bread wheat), 1068 nucleotides long. RefSeq names its product ATP synthase subunit alpha, chloroplastic-like. Gene Ontology annotation, biological process: proton motive force-driven ATP synthesis. The coding region runs from base 1 to 1068 and encodes 355 amino acids. The record is from RefSeq and is a predicted model, not a curated record. The transcript is spliced from 2 exons. Gene Ontology annotation, molecular function: ADP binding; ATP binding; proton-transporting ATP synthase activity, rotational mechanism. NCBI's taxonomy places the organism in Eukaryota, Viridiplantae, Streptophyta, Magnoliopsida, Poales, Poaceae.
AUGGGGCUUUUAAUCCCAAUUGCGCUAGCUCUGUGGUUUGAUUCCACAGCAGAACGAACAAUGAAUGAAUGUGGGCGGUCAACCAAGAAAGCCUGUGCCCAGGAAAGAAAGGACUGGGGAGGGAUUGAGAGAAGCUUUCACAGUGGAAAAUUGAAAAAACAUAUCCAUCAAGAGGGAAGUUUUGUAAAAGCAACAGGAAGAAUUGCUCAGAUACCCGUGAGCGUAUAUAACUUGGGUCGUGUUAUAAAUGCUCUGGCUAAACCUAUUGAUGGGAGAGGUGAAAUUGUAGCUUCCGAAUCUCCUGCUCCAAGUAGAAUUUCCAGGCGUUUCGUAUACGAACCUCUUCAAACAGGGCUUAUUGCUAUCGAUUCGAUGAUCCCUAUAGGGUGCGGUCAGCGAGAGUUCAUUAUUGGGGACAGAGAGACUGGCAAAACAGCAGUAGCCACAGAUACAAUUCUCAAUCAAAAAGGGCAAGGUGUAAUAUGUGUUUAUGUAGCUAUCGGUCAAAGACCAUCCUCCGUAGCUCAAGUAGUAACUACUUUCCAUGAGGAGGGGGCCAUGGAAUACACUAUUGUAGUAGCUGAAAUGGCGGAUUCACUUGCUACAUUACAAUACCUCGCUCCUUAUACGGGAGCAGCCCUGGCUGAGUAUUUUAUGUACCGCGAACGGCAUACUUUAAUAAUUUUUGAUGAUCUCUCCAAACAGGCACAAGCUUAUCGCCAAAUGUCCCUUCUAUUAAGAAGACCUCCCGGCCGUGAGGCUUAUCUAGGGGAUGUUUUUUAUUUGCAUUCACGCCUUUUAGAAAGAGCCACUAAAUUAAAUUCUCUUUUAGGCCAAGGAAGUAUGACCGCUUUACCAAUAGUUGAGACUCAAUCUGGAGACAUUUCCGCCUAUAUUCCUACUAAUGUAAUCUCCAUUACAGAUGGACAAAUAUUCUUAUCUGCGGAUCUAUUCAAUGCCGGAAUUCGACCCGCUAUUAAUGUGGGCAUUUCUGUUUCUAGAGUAGGAUCCGCGGCUCAAAUUAAAGCCAUGAACCAAGUAGCUGGCAAAUCCAAAUUGGAACUUUAG